Molecule: messenger RNA, 1332 nt
Organism: Monopterus albus (swamp eel)
Lineage: Eukaryota; Metazoa; Chordata; Actinopteri; Synbranchiformes; Synbranchidae
Gene: elac1
Product: elaC ribonuclease Z 1
Exons: 5
Coding region: 87-1199 (370 amino acids)
Cellular component (GO): nucleus
Molecular function (GO): 3'-tRNA processing endoribonuclease activity
Source: RefSeq, a predicted model, not a curated record
CCGCAUCCGCCGUUCAUCUACGUCAUCACAGUGAGACGGUUUUACAGGAAGCAUGGAACACUGUUCAGUGUGGUAACUUUGGGACGAUGGCCAUGGAUAUGACUUUCCUCGGCACUGGUUCAGCUUACCCGUCUCCUCACCGCGGUUCCUCGGCUCUAGUGCUGCGGACGGAGGGGGAGUGCUGGUUGUUUGACUGCGGAGAAGGAACCCAGACCCAGCUAAUGAGGAGCCAGCUCAGAGCCGGUCGAAUCACCAAGGUUUUCAUCUCUCACUUGCAUGGUGACCAUGUGUUUGGUUUGCCCGGUCUCCUUUGCACAGUGAGUCUCAACAGUAACCCCGACCCUCAGCAAAACCUGGGUUGUGUGGACAUCUAUGGGCCACGGGGCCUCCGCCACUUUCUCAGGGUGACCCUUGGCCUCACAGGGUCGCAGCUGCUCUUCCCUUAUGCAGUACAUGAGCUGGAACCCACACCUGACCAGAGUCCAGAAGAGGGACACCUCAGUCUGGAGAUGACAUCAGGCCACAGUCCUCUGCACCCACAGGAACAACCGGGAAGGACGAUCUCUCUGGACAUCUCUCGUGACUGCUACCUUCUCUUUGAAGACAAGAAGUUUGUGGUCAAAGCCUUCAGGUUGUUCCACCGUGUCCCUUCCUUUGGUUUUUGCAUUCAGGAGUGUGAUCGACCUGGAAGACUGAAUACAGAACUACUGAAAGAACUAGGUCUGAAACCAGGGCCUCUGUACGGGCGUCUCAAAGCUGGGGAGUCUGUAACUUUGGAGAGCGGGCGUGUGGUGCUACCUCAGGAGGUGCUGGAGGAACCCAUUCCAGGGAGGAAAGUCUGCAUUUUAGGGGACUGUAGCUCAGUUCUGGGCGAAGGACCACUGACAUUGUGCAGUGGAGCGGAUAUUCUGGUUCAUGAGGCGACUCUGGGGAAUGAGCACCAAGAGAAAGCAGUGGACCAUGGACACAGCACACCUGAAAUGGCGGCGGCGGUGGCUCGGGCCUGCUGUGCGCAAAGGCUGCUGCUGUACCACUUCAGUCAGAGGUACAAACCCAGUGCAUUGCAGAAGGAAGGGGAUGAGGACAGUGUUUCGGAGCUCAAGAGACAGGCUGAAGAAGCGCUGCAGGACAGUGGUAUAGAAGUGACUCUGGCUGAGGACUUUAUGACUUUGCCCAUUCCUCUCAAAAGGCCAAGGUAAUGUUUAGUUUUCUCUUCAUUUCUUUUUUCCUUUAGGCAGUUGACCGCUUGUUAUACACCGAUCAGGGAUAACACAACCACCUGUACAUCUGUAUGCACUUCAAUGCAACACUUCUGCCUUAACAUUUGUGUUU